Molecule: messenger RNA, 1830 nt
Organism: Pseudovirgaria hyperparasitica
Lineage: Eukaryota; Fungi; Ascomycota; Dothideomycetes; Acrospermales; Acrospermaceae
Exons: 3
Coding region: 37-1746 (569 amino acids)
Source: RefSeq, a predicted model, not a curated record
AUCGUUGUCAAAAGGACUCGUCAUAUAUUCGAUGGUAUGGAGGCUGUGGGUGUUGCUCUCGGGUUGGUGCCCAUACUAGUCACGGUUGCUAAGACAUGUCGUUCAGUCAGCGAUAAGCUUGACACUCUACGACACCGUGAUAUCGUCGCGAGGCGCCUAUGGAUAAAAUGGAAAGGUCUCCAAGCACGAUUCCGACAAGAUUGUAUACGAUUGCUGCGACCUGCAUUAGUGGAUAGAUGCAACGAAGACUGUUGGGAUCUUCUAAUGAGUGGCAUCCUCUGCGAGCCCAGGACAGCAUCAGAUAUGGCUAUUGGCAUUAAUCUGCAAGACCUCAUCGAAAAGCAUCUGGAAAAAGUCUUUGGUAGAGAGAAUGCAAAAGUCUGCAAAGAACAUCUAAGAGAGAUCAGCGAGGUUCUCGACGAGGUCCGACAAGAUUUGUCCAAGGUGGAGAUAAUGAAUCAAAAGGUCACUAGUGGAAGGGCAUCACUCGCCUCGGAAGGUGCUAGCCUGGCACUCAAUAAAGAACGACACGAAAAGCAUUUGGAAGACCUACGAGACUGGAUUAGCGACUUCUCGGCGUUGAUCAAAGCUUGUGAAGACACCAGCACAGCAUAUGAGCCUCGCACACUCUCGAUUCCUGUUCCUAGCUAUAUUUGUGCUGUACGAGAUGCUUCAACAGAGCUAUACACCAUGUUGGAGCAAGCAUGGUCAUGUAAAAAUGUCAACCAUGAAGGUCACCAUGCUGGACUACUUGUCACAGCGAAGGUUGACUCAGAAAAAGCCGUUCACAUGGACCUGUCCAUUGCCGUGCAUGAAUGUGGUGGCGCCGUGCCAAAGGCAACCGGGCUAUCAAGCAGUCGUCUUCUUGUAAACGUUAGGAGCGUUUCGAUUACACAGCCAACCGAUCAUCAAUGUGGGGGACGUAAUCUUACCAUAACGAAGAAUGGACCGUUGAAGCAGUACUGCUCGAAUGUCUCAGUUUCAAGCCCUUUGGGGAUUCACUUGACGCAAGUCCAGAGCAUCUGUUGCUGGUUAUUAGGCCAAGCCACGAAAGGUUAUUGGGGCUACCUAGGACCUGGCAACACAUAUAGACAUGAGUUUUUCAGGCAGGUGAAUGGCCUCAGUAGCGUAGAGGUACCCCUAACACAAGCAUUGAAAUUCGUGUCAAUGGGACACCAAAUCAAAUUGGCCCACUUACUCGCACAAACUGUGCUACAAUUCAACUCGACGCCUUGGCUCCGUCCUGGGUGGCGACUGAAAGACUUUUCUGUUCCAGCGAUCGUCACCGGGGCUCAAGCCAGCAACAAUCACGCCAAGUAUGACUUCGCUACCGUACAUGUUAACAAGGCACUACCGGACCAUCGAACGGGAAUCCAUGCCGCGAAGGGCGCCCAGAUCGAUGCUCUUGAGGAGCUCGGUGAGCUACUCGGAGUUAGGAAUUGGAGUCUUUGCAAUCUCGGUAUAGCCCUAAUAGAGCUUGCCUGUCAGAAGCCUAUUGCAGAGAUGAGAACAGUGGCUCAUAGUGAUGACGUGGUAACUGCAAGAAAGAUUGUGAAGACUAUGAAGACACCGUUCGGGUUCAGGUACUGCAGUAUUAUCAGACGAUGCUUAUUCAACGACUUCGUCCCUGAUGUCGUCGACCUGAAAGAGCCCCAGCUACAAGCUGCAGUGUACAACGAAGUGGUUAAACCGCUUGAAGGGAUGAUCGCUGACUUCGAAAUGAUGAGUCUGAGCAUGGCAGCGUAAAUAUGAAUUAUUCAUUGUGUUCAAAUGUAUUGAGCGACGAGGUCUUCAAGCUUGGCCUGCUCAUUACGGAAUAUACUGAUCGCC